GGGAGAGGGUCGGGCAAAAGGCAGGAAACUAUCAGGAACGUGAAAGCUGAGUUUAGAGGGUUUUUUUGGUCAGGUGUGUGAUUGUGUUGGGACCAGAGGAAGGAGGGGAGGUCUGAGGGGGUGCCAAAAAGAAGCUGACUAGGCAGUCAGAGCUGGUCAUGACUGCAAAUUCAUGCAGAUAGCUACGAGAAGGAAGCUGACAGAGUGAGGAGCCAUCAAGGGAUACAGGAUGGUGAAUUGCUGGAAGCAUUCAGGGGACCAUUCAGAAGAAGGACGCUGCACGGGUGGAGGUUUUGACUCGUCCAGCUACCUACCCAAGGCCUUCUGGAUCGGUUUCUCAGCAAUCCUGCUUCUGGUCGUCGUUGCUCUCGGACUGGCGGGCCACCUUGCGCUGGCUGGGUCCGGGUCUAAGUCUCUGCAGACAGUGAGAAUCACAGCAUCAGACCAAACAGGACUUCUUCUCAACCAAUCAGCUGUCGUGGACCCACAGAAUGACCUGGUGAUGUUUUCUGUCACCUCAUCAGGAAAUCAGACGUCCACGGUGCUGUUUGACAUAAAACAUGGCUUGAUAUGCUACAAACCUGUGGACCAGGACAGCUGCUUCCUCCAAACAAUGGUGCGGUCGGACUACGAGGAUGUGGGCUCCCUGGUCAAUGCAUCAGGAGACAAGAGAAACAUUCAGCUGUCUGGGAACAAGACACAGAGGCGGACGGAGUUCCUGGGAGUGCUGGCAGCCAGUCAGGUGAACGUGUCCUCGCUGGAGGAGCCUCUCCAGACCCUGUGUCAGGACAGAUCCGUCCACUGGACCCGGAGGACUGACGACCCAGGCAAACAGAGGCUGGUCUACUUCUGCAUCGACAUCUGCUUUCCCAGCAACAUCUGUGUGUCUGUGUGUUUCUACUACCUGCCAGAGUGACUUCAGAGGUCCUCUCAUUCACCAGCAGAGUGAUGUUUAUGUGCCCUGCCAUCACUGCUAAACUAACGAAGCUGACAUCCAAUUUAUUUCCAUCUUUCAGAGACAGAAAACACAGAGAGGUUGUCCUCACCCAAUUUAUGUAUAAUACGCCCUCUAGUGGCACAAUCUGAAGAUCCCAGAAUAAAAAGCCCUUUUCUUUGGUUUAGAGGACCUGACCGUAACUAUCAAGUGAUCAUUGUUGUAGAAAUGUUUUUGCCUGCAUAAUAAAACACAUACUGUGGGAAGUUUUUCAGAAAAUAUUUUUGAUUGAAUAAUAAAUAACAGACUUAUAUUGAGGAUUAAAAUAAUUUUUACAUCAUUUUGUUCCCAAUUAAACCACUGGGUACAGAGUAACAAACUUUAUUUGUACAUGAAGAGCAUGAAAUGAAUCCAAACCCUUUGCACAAAUGUUAUCAAGUUACAAACUUUAAUGUAGUUUGUUGGGAUUUUAUGCAAUAGAUCAACACAACGUAAUGCGUAACUGUAAAGAUACAUGGUUUAACAUUUUUACAAAUAAAAAACUGAAAAGUGUA
Molecule: messenger RNA, 1488 nt
Organism: Girardinichthys multiradiatus
Lineage: Eukaryota; Metazoa; Chordata; Actinopteri; Cyprinodontiformes; Goodeidae
Gene: bricd5
Product: BRICHOS domain containing 5
Exons: 6
Coding region: 230-916 (228 amino acids)
Biological process (GO): regulation of cell population proliferation
Source: RefSeq, a predicted model, not a curated record